AUGGGUUGCGUGAAGUCGAAGGAAGCUGACGUCCAAGAGAAGAUGAUAAAAACUGACCCUGACCCCGGCCCCAGCCUCCAGCAAGGCCACUACGUGAAGGACCCCACGGCCACCAACAGGAAGAACAAUAAUGUCCCCGGCGUGGCCGUGUCUCUGCCCAAGGAUGGCUCGGGGGACAGCGUGGUGCUGGCGCUCUACGACUACGAGGCGAUGCACUCUGGGGACCUGAGCUUCCAGAAAGGGGAGCGGCUGAAGGUGCUGGAGGAGGCAGGGGAGUGGUGGCGAGCGCAGUCGCUGGCGACGGGGCACGAAGGCUUCAUCCCCAGCAACUACGUGGCCCGAGCGGACUCGCUGGAGACGGAGGACUGGUUUUUCAAGGGCAUCAGCCGGAAGGACGCGGAGCGGCAGCUCCUCGGCCCCGGGAACGUGAUCGGGUCCUUCAUGAUACGGGACAGCGAGACCACGCAAGGCUGCUACUCGCUGUCGGUGCGGGACGGGGAGGACCUGCGGAGCGGCACGGUGAAGCAUUACAAGAUCCGGACGCUGGAUACCGGCGGCUUCUACAUCUCCCCACGCAGCACCUUCCGGGGUGCGGGGUUUCCUGACCGAGGCCCCGCGUCGUGCUCGGCUCCCCGGGACCCUGUGCCACCUCCGGCCGAGCCGCCAGCCCCGGCCCCCUCCCUGUCCGCAGGGAGCCUGCUGGAUUUCCUGAAGAGCGACGAGGGGAACAAGCAGCCGCUCCCGAAGCUGAUCGACUUCUCCGCUCAGAUUGCAGAAGGAAUGGCUUUUAUUGAGAAGAGGAACUACAUCCACAGAGACCUGAGAGCUGCCAAUAUUCUGGUGUCGGCAAUGCUGGUGUGCAAGAUCGCAGACUUUGGACUGGCCAGAGUGAUUGAAGACAACGAGUACACGGCACGGGAAGGUGCCAAGUUUCCCAUUAAAUGGACUGCACCAGAAGCCAUCAACUACGGAUCUUUCACUAUAAAAUCAGACGUCUGGUCCUUUGGGAUCCUCCUGACUGAGAUCAUUACCUACGGGCGCAUCCCAUACCCAGGGAUGUCGAGCGUGGAGGUGAUCAGGGCGCUGGAGCGCGGGUACCGGAUGCCCCGCACCGAGAACUGCCCCGAGGAGCUCUAUGACAUUAUGAUGAGAUGCUGGAAGACCAAACCGGAGGAUCGUCCCACCUUCGAGUACAUGCAGGGCAUUUUGGAGGAUUUCUUUACUGCGACAGAGAGGCAGUACCAGCAGCAGCCGUAGCGCAGGGAGCGUGGUGAGGAGAGCGGAACCCGCCGUGCCAGCGCCGCGAGCACACGCGCCCUGCUCCGCCCGCCCCGCUGAGCUCUGCCCGCGCACGCCUCCCCGCCAGCCUGGCCCGGGAACCAGAGCCUGCCUGGGCUGGAAGCGGGGCAGGAGGGAGCCACGCUCAGGCCAGACCCCCGGGGCUGCCGGAGGGAGGGAGAAGCCA
Messenger RNA from Athene cunicularia (burrowing owl), 1465 nucleotides. It is a transcript of the gene HCK, whose product is annotated as HCK proto-oncogene, Src family tyrosine kinase. Gene Ontology annotation, cellular component: extrinsic component of cytoplasmic side of plasma membrane. The record is from RefSeq and is a predicted model, not a curated record. The transcript has 10 exons. Bases 1 to 1257 code for a protein of 418 amino acids. Gene Ontology annotation, biological process: innate immune response; protein phosphorylation; cell differentiation. Lineage: Eukaryota; Metazoa; Chordata; Aves; Strigiformes; Strigidae. Gene Ontology annotation, molecular function: ATP binding; non-membrane spanning protein tyrosine kinase activity; signaling receptor binding.